AUUGAUGAAGGAUGUAUGUGCGCAAGCUCAUAGUAUUUUAUAUACAAUAACAGCGCUGUGUAGUACAGAAUAUUUAGUUUGCAUUUAACGUCUAUAGAUAGCAGUAACGCGGUUACUUGUAAGAAAAAAUAUAUUUAUUUGUUGUGUAUUAUUAUUAAUUGUCGUGUGGGUCAACAAUUGGAAUUUUUGAAAUCAAAUAAACAAAAUGCCAUCUGAACAAACUCCUGUUUAUCAACCACAUCCAAAUGUUGCAAAACAAUCACAUAUACCAACAUUUGCACAAUAUAAAGAUAUGCAUAAAAAAUCAUUAGAAAAACCUGCGGAAUUUUGGGGUGACAUUGCAAGACAAUUCCAUUGGGAAAUACCACCAGAUCAUAACAAAUUUUUCUCAUAUAAUUUUGAUAUACGUAAAGGCCCAAUAUUUACAAAAUGGAUGGACGGUGCUACAACAAAUAUUUGUUAUAAUUUAUUGGAUCGAAAUAUUUUAAAUGGACAUGGUGAUAAAAUUGCAUAUUACUGGGAAGGAAAUCAUCCUGAUGAUUACAGUCGCAUCACAUAUAAGAAAUUACUGGAAGAAGUUUGUAAAUUUGCGAAUGUUUUACGUAGCAAAGGUGUGUCGAAAGGAGAUCGAGUUGCAAUUUAUAUGCCGAUGAUAUUGGAAUUGCCAAUUGCAAUGCUUGCAUGUGCGCGUAUUGGUGCAAUUCAUUCAAUAGUCUUUGCUGGUUUCUCAUGUGACUCGUUAGGUGAACGAAUGUGUGAUUGUAAGGCUCGAGUCCUAAUCACAGCCGAUGGUGUUUAUCGUGGUGAGAAAGCGUUAGCAUUAAAAGAUAUAUGUGAUCAAGCAAUGGCAAAGUCAGCACAACAUGGUCAUCAAGUUGAGACAUGUAUUGUUGUGUCACAUUUAGAACGUGUCACAAUACCAAAACCAAAUAAUAUUGCUCAAAAAUUAAAAAUGCGUGAUGGUAUCGAUUAUUGGUGGCAUAAUUUAAUGGAAAAUGCAAAUACAACAUGUCAUGCAGAAUGGAUGGAUGCUGAAGAUCCAUUAUUUAUGUUAUACACAAGUGGCUCAACUGGUAAACCCAAAGGUGUGCUACAUACAACCGGAGGCUAUAUGUUGUAUACAGCGACAACGUUCAAAUAUGUUUUCGAUUACAAACUAAAUGACGUUUUCUGGUGUACAGCUGAUGUCGGUUGGAUUACUGGCCAUUCUUAUGUUGUUUAUGGUCCCUUAGCAAAUGGAGCUACUUCAAUUAUUUAUGAAGGAACUCCAUUUUAUCCAGAUAAUGAUAGAUUUUGGGUGAUUGUCGAUAAAUAUAACGUAAAUCAAUUUUACACUGCUCCAACGGCAAUUCGUUCUUUAAUGAAAUUUGGUGACAGUUUUGUUACAAAACAUAAUUUAUCAUCGUUACGUGUAUUGGGAUCAGUGGGUGAACCAAUUAAUCCAGAGGCAUGGAUGUGGUAUUAUAAAGUAGUUGGUAAAGAAAAAUGUUCGAUCGUUGAUACAUUUUGGCAAACAGAAACUGGUGGUCAUGUGCUUACUCCAUUACCUGGAUGUACACCAAUGAAACCUGGUUCAGCUGCAUUUCCUUUCUUUGGUGUACAACCAAUCUUAUUAGACGAAGCAGGGAAAGUAAUCGAAGGUCCUGGUGAAGGUUACUUAGUAUUUGCACGACCAUGGCCAAGUAUAAUGCGAUCAUUAUUCAAUAAUCAUGAACGUUAUGAAAUGACAUACUUUACUAAGUUUCCAGGAUAUUAUUGUACUGGUGACGGUGCACGUCGAGACUCCGAUGGAUAUUUAUGGAUCACAGGGCGUGUGGAUGACAUGUUAAAUGUAUCUGGACAUUUAAUGUCCACAGCUGAAGUUGAAUCUGUACUUACCGAACAUAACAGUGUUGCUGAAGCGGCCGUUGUAUCAAAACCACAUAAAGUCAAAGGUGAAUGUUUAUAUUGUUUCAUAACAACCAACGAAAAUUCAACAUUCGAUCAAAAAUUAAUUACGGAAUUAAAGAAUUUGGUGCGAGAACGUAUUGGACCAUUUGCGCAACCAGAUAUUGUACAACAUGCACCUGCCUUACCAAAAACACGCUCCGGUAAAAUAAUGCGACGAGUUUUACGAAAAGUAGCUGUAGGUGAUUUAGACGUAGGAGAUAUUAGCACAUUAGCUGAUAGUUCUGUCGUGGAACAAUUAUUUGCCAAUAGACCUUUAGAAGCUUUAUAAAUAAUUUAUUUAUUAAUUUAAUAAUAAUUAUAUGCUAUAUUAUUAUUUUUAGCACAAGU
This is a messenger RNA of Chrysoperla carnea, 2277 nucleotides long. RefSeq names its product acetyl-coenzyme A synthetase (gene AcCoAS). Bases 206 to 2218 code for a protein of 670 amino acids. Gene Ontology annotation, molecular function: acetyl-CoA synthetase activity; AMP binding. The record is from RefSeq and is a predicted model, not a curated record. NCBI's taxonomy places the organism in Eukaryota, Metazoa, Arthropoda, Insecta, Neuroptera, Chrysopidae. The transcript has 7 exons.